Messenger RNA from Maylandia zebra (zebra mbuna), 4933 nucleotides. It is a transcript of the gene sned1, whose product is annotated as sushi, nidogen and EGF-like domains 1. The record is from RefSeq and is a predicted model, not a curated record. Gene Ontology annotation, molecular function: protein binding; calcium ion binding. Gene Ontology annotation, biological process: cell-matrix adhesion. NCBI's taxonomy places the organism in Eukaryota, Metazoa, Chordata, Actinopteri, Cichliformes, Cichlidae.
CAAGCAGAAUAGAGCUUUUAUUGAGGAUAUUUCUAAGCUGACUAUCAGGGACCAAAUCACUGGAUUGUUUUUAAAAAAAAAAAUCUCAGCUGAAUCAGGUUGCUCCCCCUCUUUCAUUCCUUUCCUUCGUUUCAUUUCAGUGAGACAGAGUGUAGCUCAUGCAGUGCCCAGCAGAAAGCAGAAUGCAAGGAAUCUGCAGUAUUCCCCUGUCUCACACAAGAAGCCCAGUUCACCACUGAAGGACAAGUGAGGAGAACCAGAGAGCAGUCAGAGGAGGAUUCAGAGGGAGAACGUGCGGUCUUGUCUUGUUCUGCUCUGCUCUGCUCUUGUUGCCUCAGGUGUACGCGCUCCUCCCUCUCCUCCGCUGUGCCUGCUGUCAGCUCCAUCCCUGGGUGGCUGAGGCCAUGGUGCUGGUGCUGGAAGCCCUGCUGCCCUGCUUCUGCACCCUCUUCUUCCUGACCCUGCUGCCCGGCGUGGAACCCGCUGUGCCCCUGGAGGACUUCUACCCCUUUGGCCGGGACAAGGGGGACUCCCAGACCAUUGCUCAGGAUGACGGCGGCUCCGGGCUCCUGGAGAUCUCUGUUGCAUUCCCCUUCUUUGGAGACAGGCACACAGGACUCUAUGUUAACAACAAUGGCCUUGUGUCCUUCCUGAGAGAGGUGUCGCAGUUCACACCUGUAGCUUUUCCAAUCGCUGGAGACAGAAGGGUCGUGGCGCCGUUCUGGGCUGAUGUGGACAACCGUCGAGCCGGGACAGUCUUCUACAGAGAGAGCCAGGAUCCUGUGAUCCUCAGGAAGGCUUCGGGUGAUGUCAGGACGUACUUUUCAGAGUUCCCCAACUUCAAUGCAACGUGGGUCCACAUCUCUACAUGGCAUCAAGUCACCUUCUUUGGAGGAAACUCUCAAACACCAGUGAAUACUUUCCAAGUGGUGCUCAUUACAGACGGAGAGCUUUCCUUCACUAUAUUCCAAUACAAUAACAUCACUUGGACCACAGGCAUGCAUGCCAGCAGCGGAGGAAACCUCAUUGGGCUAGGCGGGAUUGCAGCACAGGCAGGUUUUAACGCUGGUGAUGGCAAGCGCUAUUUCAACAUCCCUGGCUCUCGCACAGCUGAUGUCGUAAAUGUUGAGGGAACCACCAAUGUGGGCUUCCCGGGCAGAUGGGUCUUCCGCAUAGAUGACGCAAAUGUAGAAGUGGGAAGCUGCAAUAACUCUGCGUCAGUGUGCCCACACCUCCGCCCAUGCCUGAACGGAGGCCAGUGCAUCGAUGACUGUAUUAAAGGCAACCCCUCCUUCACUUGCUCCUGCUUGGCUGGCUUCACCGGUCGAAGAUGCCAAAUCGAUGUCAAUGAGUGUGCCUCACAGCCUUGCCAGAACGGAGGGACCUGUAAAGACCAGAUUAAUAGUUUCAUGUGUCAGUGUCCACCUGGUUACACUGGGAUUCUUUGUGAAACAGACAUUGACGAGUGCAAAGACAGGCCGUGCUUCAACAACGCGACGUGUGUACGAGGCGCUGGCGCUUUCACCUGUGUGUGUGAGCCGGGUUACACUGGUGUCCUGUGUGAGACAGACAUAGACGAGUGUGAGUCGCAGCCCUGUCUGAAUGGAGGGGAGUGCAUCGACCGGGUGAACAACUUCACCUGCACGUGCCCCGCUGCUUUCACUGGGACACUCUGUGAGACAGAGCUGCUACCAGUUCAGGUCAACCCCACCGAGGCAGAAAACCAGACAGCCUCGUGUGAAGAGCUGGACUGCAAGAAGAACCAGAUCUGUGAAUACACCAGCUCGGGAAUCUACAACUGCACGUGUGCUCCAGGCUUCUACGGUGACAACUGUGAAGACGAGUGUCUUUGCCAGAAUGGUGGCGUCUGUGUGGACAUCAACGGGACCUGUGAGUGCCCUUCAGGCUAUACGGGGCUCUACUGUCAGUUCGAAGUGACCCAGAUGCCAUGCAGUAACGGCAGAUCGUGUCCUGAUGGAAAUCCGUGUUUGGAGUACGGAGGAGCGUACCUGUGCACAUGUCAGACGAGAGUGGAGCUGGACCACAAAGACUUUUACCCCUAUGUACAGCCCGAAUCGGUCUGCGAUUCCUCUCCCUGUCUGAAUGGCGGCUACUGCUAUGAGCUUGACGGAGGCUACACCUGCGAGUGCAAGUACGGAUACUGGGGGAAGAACUGUGAGAAAGUUAGACUCAAUACCUGUGCUUCUGGGCCCUGUCGCAACGGAGGCUCCUGUAAGGAAGAGGCUGACAGUUACCGAUGUGUGUGUCCUUACAGGUUCACAGGAAAACACUGCGAAGUGGGGAAGCCGGACCCCUGUGCCUCCAGCCCCUGUCUGAAUGGUGGGACGUGUUUUCACUACAUAGGAAAGUACAAGUGUGAAUGCACCGAUGCCUACAGCGGCAGGCACUGUGAAAUAAACAGGAGCGCGGUGCAUACCUCUGCAGAGAUCAACGAGUGCUUAUCCCAGCCUUGUCUUAACGGAGGCACGUGUCGAAAUAAGAUCGGAUCCUACCAGUGUGUGUGCGCCAGUGGCUUCAGCGGAAACCGCUGCCAGAUAGAGCAGGACAUGUGCGAGUCCAACCCCUGUCUGAAUGGAGGCGUGUGUCGGGGUUACAGAAGAAACUAUCUUUGCAUGUGUAAAGACGGCUUCUUUGGGGAUCAGUGCCAGAUGUUGGAGGACCCAUGUGUGUUAAAACCUUGUGGGAACCGUGGCCGCUGCUGGAGCGACAGGAGAGGAAACUACAACUGCAUGUGUAAAGUGGGACUCACGGGCAAAGACUGCGAGAAAGACCUGCUGCCCCCGCCCGGCCUUCACGUGCUGCGUGUGGAGGAAAGCGAGGUGGAGCUGCGCUGGGAUGAGCCGGAGCCCUCAAACAACCUGAUCAGCAUGUUUGCCGUCACCUAUGCUCCCCUGGGUCAGAGCAACUCCAAAACAGACUACCUAGACAGGCAGAAGUCCACCCACGUGAUGCGAGGCCUGAUGCCCGGCCUGCUGUACAACAUCUCCACCUUCUCCAUCAAGCUGAAAACCAACAGCAGUGACACAAGCCAACCUGCCACAGCACUAAUACGCACCAGGCCCCAGCCGGCGGAGCAGUUGCAGGUGGUCAACGUGUCCUCCUCUCAGGUGUGGCUGCAGUGGCUGGUUCAGGCUGCCCGCCAUGCAGCCGUCAGCAGGGUGCACGUGUCCUUGUUGCCUUCAGAUGGGAGGGAGGGUCGCACUGCUGUUCUCAACACGAGCACUACUGAGUACACCUUCAGCUCAUUACAGCCGGGUCAGAUGUACACUGUGGAUGUGUUGACUCAGAGUGGAAUCAGACCAGAUGAGUUUCCCUCCAUGAGCCACUCACCAGGACCUCUGUCAUUCUGGACAAGGCCUCUUCCCCCACAGAACCUCUCCCUCUCACACGUGACCCCAAACUCAGCCUUGAUCACCUGGAGCCGCCACCCGAGACACGUCUCAGACGGCUUUGUGGUCAACGUGACCCGAGGGUUGAAUACCAGGAGUCGCUUCUUGCCCAACGGGAGAGUGGGAUCGUACACCCUCCGUGAGCUGACCCCAGGGCAGCACUACUACGUUGCCCUCACGUCGGUCAGAAACACGGGGCCGGAGCAGAUCCACAGCGUGCCUCAGCACCUUGCCUUCACUACCUUGCCAAUGCCGGUCAGACCGGGAAGGAGAGAAAGACCAGCAGGGACAAGACAAGAUACCCCAUCUCAGCCUCAGGACGUGGCAGGCACAGCAGAAGAAGAAAACUCAGAGGAACUACCCAGAUACACAGAACUCAUUGACAGGAGGGGAAAGAUAACAGCAAAGUUCACUCACCUGCCUCGAAAACCCAUCCGGCAUCGAACUAAACCUGAGCCACCAGUUAGGUUAGAGAAGAUGGAAGAAACAACAAACAAAAUCAGCCUUGCGCUGGAGAUCCGAGAAGAAGCUUUAAGAACAAAGCUUGAGUCGCCCCAGGACUGCCGCAGUCUGCCCUGCCAGAACGGAGGUACGUGUGUGAACGGAGGCGACACCUUCAUCUGCGACUGCGCAGACGGGUUCAAGGGCAGGCAGUGUGAACUGUCGUGCCAGCGAGUGCCACACCCGUGUACCCGCCUGUACUCUGAAACCAAGAGCGUGCCCGUCUGGGAGGGUGGUGUGUGCCAUUACCUGUAUAAAAGGACAUAUAAAGUGCAGCAGGAUGUGUGUUAUCGAGAGAUUUGUGAACCGACGCCUUCCAAGAAGAGUCAGACCAGAAGAACAAACACACAACAAUAAAGAGCACUUGGAGCCUGAUGAAAGGACUGUCAUCACUGUCAUGUGAAAAACCUCCUUACUUCAAUUUUGGUGUUUAUAAUCUACUUGAAGUAACUGAUUAUGGUCAUUUUUUGUGCUGAAAAACCCUGUCAGAGCCCACUGUAACAUUUCACAAACAAACCAUCAACCAUCUGAAUAUGAGGCUGCAUCCCGAGAGUUGCCUUUGUAGCUCGCGGUAGCACGAUCAGUCAGAUGAAAAACGUCCCGCAUCACGUAUCAUUUGCAGUGUUUGCUGACUGAGUUUCAUACAACCACAUAUGGUAUGCAAAUAUGAAUCCUAGGCAGUCAACUGCACUGCAUCAGAGACCUUAUAUACCUCAUUUCAACGUCCAAUGCUGACACAUUCGGAGAGGUUUACGUUUGUGAUUCAGCUGCAGGUUUGUCCCUCAGGGAAGUAAAGGCAGAGUCUUUUCCUUACAUCAGUCCCAUCAUCUCCUUACGAAGACAGCAGGAAAUGUGUACUUUCACCCUUAAACUGAUCUCGUCCUCUGACAAUGAUGCACAGCGUUUUCUGUGUAGAAUAUGUUCCUCUGUGUCUCAGCAGGCGUCGCUGCUCACUAAUCUGUAAAUAGUGUUUAUAGGCCAUUUUGUAGGUGAAUAUUUUAAUAAUAAAAAUGUUAAAAUGA